GUUUCUGCUCCUCGCGGCUGCGCGUUGAGCUCUUUCCUCUCCGGCUCCCGGGCCCGCGGCAAGAUGGCGAAGCGCACCAAGAAGGUCGGGAUUGUGGGUAAAUACGGGACCCGCUACGGCGCUUCCCUCCGGAAGAUGGUCAAGAAGAUCGAAAUUAGCCAGCAUGCCAAGUACACGUGCUCCUUCUGCGGCAAGACCAAAAUGAAGAGGAAAGCUGUGGGCAUCUGGAAUUGUGGAUCCUGCAUGAAGACAGUGGCAGGUGGUGCCUGGACCUACAACACCACUUCUGCAGUGACAGUCAAGUCUGCCAUCAGAAGACUGAAGGAACUGAAAGACCAGUAGAAGCUUCCACUUCUCCUCAGGCUGCGUACCUCCCUUCUCCCGGCCUCAGACCUCUGCUGUCCCUUUACCAAUAAAAAGGGCGAUGUGGAACGAA
Molecule: messenger RNA, 436 nt
Organism: Gavialis gangeticus (Gharial)
Lineage: Eukaryota; Metazoa; Chordata; Crocodylia; Gavialidae
Gene: RPL37A
Product: ribosomal protein L37a
Exons: 4
Coding region: 64-342 (92 amino acids)
Biological process (GO): translation
Cellular component (GO): ribosome
Molecular function (GO): structural constituent of ribosome
Source: RefSeq, a predicted model, not a curated record